Molecule: messenger RNA, 393 nt
Organism: Closterium sp. Naga37s-1
Lineage: Eukaryota; Viridiplantae; Streptophyta; Zygnematophyceae; Desmidiales; Closteriaceae
Source: the annotation of a GenBank genome assembly
AUGCCGCCAGACCCAGAUCCCCCCUUCCGCGUUCCCCCUUCCGCAUUCCCCAUUCCGCAGUCCCCCUUCUGCGUUCCGCUCUCCGCGUUCCCCCGCAAGCAUUCCCCCUUCCGCGUUCCCCUUUCCGCAUCCCCCCUUCCGCAUUCCCCCUUCCGCAUUCCCCCUUCCGCAUUCCCCCUUCCGCAUUCCCCCUUCCGCAUUCCCCUUUCCGCAUUCCCCCUUCCGCAGUCCCCCUUCCCCAUUCCCCCUUCCGCGUUCCCCCUUCCGGAUUCCCCCUUCCGUGUUCCCCCUUCCGUGUUCCCCCUUCUGCAUUCCCCCUUCCGCGUUCCCCCUUCCGCAUCCCCCCCUCCCUCGUGCUUACCGCCUAAUAGCCCCAUAUUCCCCCCAUGCUAG